UUUCCCUGAUUCAGUGAGUUAACUCGUCCGUGUUCCUAACCUUUCCCACCAUUUUCUCCCCCUGUUUUCCAAUUCUCUCAUUUCACAAUUCCCCUAAUUUCCAUCAUCCUCAAGGAAUUAGGGUUUCUAAUCGCUAAUAUUUUCCAUUUCACAUCCAAAUUUCAUCAAUUACUCUACACAUUUCAUCAAUUUCACACCUAAACAUCAAAAUUUCAAUCUCAAUCACAAUCACACAUGUAACCGCCAAUUUGUCCCACAACAAUCUCACAAUUCGAAACCGUAAACAUAAUAAUAACAAUAAUCGUGUUCAAGGGUUUCGGAUCACACAAAUGCGAUCUGGACGUUCAAAUCCGAGAGGAUUAGCGUUUCGGAUCCGGUGCAAAUUCUGAAUGGGAAACAAGAGCUCUACUCCCAAUACGAGCCGUAAUAACGGCUUCAUACAGUCGGUUACCGCGGCCGUAUGGACCAAACGCCCACCGGAACACGACGAUGAAUCCACCAAAGGUAAGAACAAACACAAUGUUGAUGAUCAUAAACCGGAUGAAACAAUUCCUAGAUCAUCCGAUCCACAAACUGCUUCUGCUUCACAUGACGAGAAACCGCAUCCGAAACCGCACCCGAACCCCAGCAAUUUUAAACGAGUGCAGAGUAUGGGGCUGAAGGAUUCGGUGUUACAGAGGAAAACAGAGAAUUUGAAGGAUGUGUAUAGUGUGGGGAAGAAAUUAGGUCAGGGGCAAUUUGGUACAACUUUUUUGUGUACUGAGAAGGAGACUGGGAAGGAGUUUGCGUGUAAAUCGAUAGCGAAACGGAAGUUAACGACCAAGGAUGAUGUGGAGGAUGUGAGGAGGGAGAUACAGAUAAUGCAUCAUUUAGCGGGGCAUCCGAAUGUGAUAUCGAUUGUGGGGGCGUAUGAGGAUGCGGUUGCGGUUCAUGUUGUUAUGGAGCUUUGUGCGGGUGGGGAGUUGUUUGAUAGGAUUAUACAACGCGGGCAUUAUACGGAGAAGAAGGCUGCUGAGCUGGCGAGGAUUAUAGUUGGGGUUGUUGAAGCGUGUCACUCGUUAGGGGUUAUGCAUAGAGAUUUGAAGCCGGAGAAUUUUUUGUUUACUGAUGAGCAGGAAGAAGCUCCACUUAAAACGAUUGAUUUUGGGCUUUCUAUGUUCUUUAAACCGGGUGAGAUGUUCACCGAUAUGGUCGGGAGCCCUUAUUACGUUGCCCCAGAGGUCUUGAGGAAAUUCUAUAGCCAAGAAUGUGAUAUAUGGAGUGCUGGUGUAAUAAUUUAUAUUUUGCUCUGUGGGGUCCCACCGUUCUGGGAUGAAACGGAGCAUGGAAUAUUUGAGCAGGUUUUGAAAGGUAAUCUCGACUUUGCAUCAGAACCGUGGCCCAGCAUAUCGGAAAGUGCGAAAGAUUUGGUAAGAAAAAUGCUUGUAAGAGAUCCCAAAAGGAGGCUGACAGCGCCCGAAGUUCUUCGUCACCCUUGGGUUCAAGCCGAUGGUGUGGCUCCAGAUAAGCCUCUUGAUUCCGCUGUUCUAUCUCGUUUGAAACAAUUUUCCGCCAUGAAUAAAAUCAAGAAGAUAGCAAUCAGAGUUAUUGCCGAGAAUCUGUCCGAAGAGGAAAUUGCAGGACUUAAAAAUAUGUUUAAAAUGAUAGAUGCUGAUGGCAGCGGUCAAAUCACAUUAGAAGAACUAAAAAAAGGGUUAGAGAAAGUUGGCGCCGAUUUAAAAGAUUCAGAAAUUUCUCACCUAAUGGAAGCGGCAGACAUUGACAACAGUGGUACGAUAGAUUACGGAGAAUUUGUUGCAGCAAUGCUUCACGUAAAUAAAAUUAAUCAAGAAGAUCAUAUGUAUGCUGCCUUUUCAUAUUUUGAUAAAGACGGCAGUGGGUACAUCACGGCAGAUGAACUCCAAUUGGCGUUUGACAAAUUCGGUUUGGGCGAUAUACAGCUUGAGGAACUUAUGAGUGACAUCGAUACAGACAAUGACGGGCGGAUAGAUUACGGUGAAUUUGUGGCCAUGAUGCAAGAUAGUGAGUAUGGAAGGAACAUAAGCGUAAAGUUAAGAUAGAAUAGUAAAUCUUGAUUAUUCAUAUUUUUUUUUUCUCUUUUAAUUGGUUUUUCGAAUUUAUUUAAAUAUUCUUUUAAUAGCAAGUCCGCAGUUUUGAUCAACUGUCAGGUAAUCCUUUUGAGUCUUCAAA
This is a messenger RNA of Helianthus annuus (common sunflower), 2190 nucleotides long. RefSeq names its product calcium-dependent protein kinase 20. Gene Ontology annotation, biological process: peptidyl-serine phosphorylation; protein autophosphorylation; intracellular signal transduction. Gene Ontology annotation, molecular function: calcium-dependent protein serine/threonine kinase activity; calmodulin binding; ATP binding. The record is from RefSeq and is a predicted model, not a curated record. The coding region runs from base 390 to 2060 and encodes 556 amino acids. The transcript has 7 exons. Lineage: Eukaryota; Viridiplantae; Streptophyta; Magnoliopsida; Asterales; Asteraceae. Gene Ontology annotation, cellular component: cytoplasm; nucleus.